AUGUUGCAAUUCAAAAGCAAGGGCGGUAUAGAGUGUGUCGAUUUCAUAAAAUUUGCUGUGUCACAAAUGAACAACUCUCUUUGUUCUGAAGCAGAAAAGAAGACGAGAGCUCAAUCGGAAAACCCCUUAUGGCAUGAGCUUCGAUUUGGACGAAUCACAGCUUCCAAAAUAUUUGAAGUUGCACAUUGCAAAACUCCAGAGGGCACUUUAGUAGAAUCAAUAAUAGGUUCUUACAAAGUGAGGGACAACAAAUUCAUGAAGAGGGGAAGACUAUUAGAAAAAAAAGUAUUAAAGUGUGCCGAACAAAAAGUAAAGUGUAAAUUUCAAGAGUGCGGUUUUUUUACAAUGCCUUUGUUGCCUGUCCUCGGAGCCUCACCGGAUGGUAUCUCAAAAGAUUACGUUGUGGAAAUUAAGUGUCCUAGCAGUGUAAAAAAUAAAAACACUUAUAUAAAAGACAAUAAUAUUACAGCUAAAUUUAAGGGACAACUCCAUUUGCAAAUGUUGUGUGCUAAUAAAAAAAAAGGGUUGUUUUGUGUUGCAUCUCCAGAUUUUGAAGAAUCAAAUAAUGUAGAAAUUUUGGAAAUUGAUUUUGACGAGCAGUUUGCUAAUGAGCUUACAGCAGCAGCUAUAGAAAACUGGAAAAAAUUUGUAUUUCCUAAGGUUUUUGUAAGUUGUCAAUAA
Messenger RNA from Sitophilus oryzae (rice weevil), 681 nucleotides. RefSeq lists its product as uncharacterized. The transcript has a single exon. The coding region runs from base 1 to 681 and encodes 226 amino acids. The record is from RefSeq and is a predicted model, not a curated record. Lineage: Eukaryota; Metazoa; Arthropoda; Insecta; Coleoptera; Curculionidae.